CACUUCGCUGCGCUUUCAACUUGCUUCCCAGCUUUCAUCCUCUUCACAGCUUCAAGGCAGCAGUCCCCGCAAUCCUUCCACCAUGGGUCGUAUGCACAGCCGCGGGAAAGGCAUCUCCGCCUCUGCUGCCAAGUACAAGCGCACUCCUCACAGUUGGCUCAAAACAACUGCUCAAGAUGUCGAGGAGAACAUCUGCAAGUUCGCGAAGAAGGGUCUAUCGCCGUCACAGAUCGGCGUGAUCCUCAGGGACUCUCACGGUAUUGCUCAGGUGAAGAGCGUGACGGGGAACAAGAUUCUGCGUAUUCUGAAAGCCAGCGGAAUGGCGCCGGAGAUCCCCGAGGAUCUUUACCACAUGAUAAAGAAGGCUGUGGCUGUUCGCAAGCAUCUGGAGAGGAACAGGAAGGAUAAGGAUUCCAAGUUCAGGUUGAUUCUGGUGGAGAGCAGGAUUCAUAGGCUCGCCCGCUACUACAAGAGCACCAAGAAGCUCCCUCCCGUCUGGAAAUACGAGUCUACUACAGCAAGUACUCUGGUUGCUUAGGGUUUUAAGACAAGGACAGCUGGGUAGAGGAGUGGACGGAGGGUUUUGUUGCAAAUGUGCAAAUGGAAUCUGUUGCUGACAACCAUGAGAGACCUUGUAGUCGGUUUCUCGAGGUUUUAGGGAUCAGUGCUUGGACAAGUGCAUUGACUUGCUGUUCCUCAGUUACUACAUGCAUCUUGUUUUCCUUUCUUGUAUGGUGGGGAUUUCUCUCCAACAAUUAUAAUUUAUAGCUACUUUGAGAUUCCUUUUGUGUUGCAAUGACUUGAGAAUUCUGUAAGUUAAUGGAAUAUUAAGAAUAGAGUUGUCUGGCAUUAUGCAUUUAUGGUUAUGCUGUGAAGAUAUGUUGUACAAGGUAACCUCUAAGCUUUGGAUGAGAUGUAGAAUACACAAAUCUCUUUAUU
Messenger RNA from Linum trigynum, 939 nucleotides. The record is from the annotation of a GenBank genome assembly. NCBI's taxonomy places the organism in Eukaryota, Viridiplantae, Streptophyta, Magnoliopsida, Malpighiales, Linaceae.